GGGAUAAAGGGCAUCUCAGAUGGAUGCUGAGCGAGAACCUGAGUUGCGCCAGGUCUGCAUGUCUGUUCCCAGCACUCUGCAAGGCUAGAAAAGGAGGAGGAACCUGUCCAGAAUCCCUGCAGGACAGGAAAACGAGGGGACAUCUCAACAUGGAAAAACUCUGCAAUGAAAAUGAAGGAAAGCUGGAAAGCGAAGGAAAGCCAGAAAAUGAAGUGGAGCCUGAAAAUCAAGGAAAGUCAGAUGAGGAAGAAAAGCAAGAAGUGGAGGGGAAGUCAGAACACGAGGGAGAGCUCCAGAAUGAGGGACGGCCAGAAGAGGACGGACAGCCAGAAGAUGAGGGGAAGCGAGAAAAGCAGGGCAAGUCUGAAGCUGAGGGAAAACCACACGGUGAAGGCAAGCGGGAAUCCCAGGCAAAGCCAGAGAGUCAGCCGCGGGCUGCUGAAAAGUGCCCUGCUGAAGACUAUGUACCCCGGAAAGCAAAAAGAAAAACGGUCAGGGGGACGGACGAUUCCCCCAAGGACUAUCAGGACAACUUACAGGAAAGGCAUCUGGGCAGUGAAGAGAUGAUGAGAGAAUGUGCAGAUAUGUCGAGGGCUCAGGAAGAGCUAAGGAAAAGACAGAAAAUAGGUGACUUUCAUUGGAUGCAAAGAGAUGUACAGGAUCCAUUCACCCAAGGGCCCAACGGGGUGCCAGGGGAAUGA
This is a messenger RNA of Physeter macrocephalus (sperm whale), 701 nucleotides long. Its product is annotated as transcription elongation factor A protein-like 3. NCBI's taxonomy places the organism in Eukaryota, Metazoa, Chordata, Mammalia, Artiodactyla, Physeteridae. The record is from RefSeq and is a predicted model, not a curated record.